ACUUUCUGACUUAUUUGAUGCCUUCAUUGACUCUAGCUCAUGUAGGAUUAUUGUGAUGUAUUGUAUAGUGCUGUUCUGCUCAUCUCGGUCAUCCCAAUAAAUAUCUCUUUCAAAGUCAAGAAUGGUUAUUGGCUGUUGCACACUAAAUAAUAUUUCGGAAGAUGCCAAAACGCGAAGCGAUGCAAAUAAACAGAUUGAGAAAUUAAUUGAAAAGGAGAAAAAGAAUUUCAAGUCUACACAUAGACUGCUCCUUCUGGGUGCUGGAGAAUCUGGGAAGUCGACCAUUGUUAAACAAAUGAGGAUAUUGCACAUAGAUGGUUUUUCAGAACGAGAAAAAAAGGAAAAGAUUGAUGCGAUCCGAAAAAACCUCCGUGACGCUAUUUGUUCGAUAGCUGGCGCUAUGAGUUCUUUGAAACCACCAGUGAAGCUUGAACUCAAUGAAAACAAAAAGCUAAGGGAUUAUAUUCUGGAAACUGCAUCUAAACCUGACUUCGACUAUCCGCCGGAGUUUUUCACAUAUUGCGCCAAAUUAUGGAAGGAUGGAGGUAUACAGGAAACGUUCGAAAGAUCAAAUGAAUAUCAACUAAUCGACUGUGCAAAGUAUUUCCUUGAUAAGGCUUUAGAGGUCGGCGCUCCAAACUACAUCCCAUCUGAACAGGAUAUUCUGCGCUGUCGUGUACUAACUUCCGGAAUAUUUGAAACCAAGUUCAGCGUGGAUAAAGUUAAUUUCCAUAUGUUUGACGUCGGCGGGCAGAGGGAAGAGCGCCGAAAGUGGAUACAAUGCUUUAACGAUGUCACUGCCAUCAUUUUUGUCGCUGCCUGUUCGUCGUACAACAUGGUCUUACGAGAAGAUCCUAGCCAAAACCGUGUAAAGGAGUCUUUAGAACUUCUUGCUUCCAUAUGGAACAACAGAUGGUUGCGAAACAUAUCUGUGAUUCUCUUUCUUAACAAGCAAGAUUUACUUACGGAGAAGGUUUUAGCUGGCAAGUCCAAGAUUGAAGUUUAUUUCCCGCAUUAUGCUACUUACCAAGCUCCAGCUGAUAAGACAUUGUAUUACUUUCAUAAUUUGGGGACGUCAUAUUCUUUUAACUUGAAAGUAACAUCAAAUAACAAUGGUGGACGUCAUUAUUGUUAUCCUCACUUAACGUGUGCAGUUGAUACGGAAAAUAUCCGACGCGUAUUCAAUGAUUGUCGUGAUAUCAUUCAGCGAAUGCACCUGCGGCAGUAUGAAUUACUCUAGGAACACUUUUUGUAGGCCCCAAAUCUGAUUUUCGUUCUUCCAUAGUAUUUUUUGAGGGUAUACUGUGUUAAGCCCCCAACGCUUGUGAAUACCAUCUCAUAAUUAAUUAUGAUUAAUGUUAUCCAGUGCAUCGAAUCUAGUUGAAUAUUUUACUCCCUUUAUAAACCUACCUAUUUAUGCUAAAUUGCAUUUGAAGACCAAGCACUGCAAAACCAACCCACAGGUUUGAAGAUUUAGAUGUCUUUUUAAAAAUGUAAAACGGGAUGCAAACAAUAUCACGUUUUCAAAAUCAUAUUUGUAAUACACCAUCUCAGAUAUUCGUAUAUUUAUCUGAAUCUCUAACUUAUCGAUUAAAUUUUAAUUUUUCAAUCCUUUUAUUUUAAUAAUGUCACCAUUACUGCUUUAUUUCUUUUGGUAUUCUUAAGCUUUGAGAGCAUACUCUUCUGCCGAAUUCACUGUUGAUCAGAAUUUUUUAACUUCCUCUGUUUGGAUGUCCAUACGCUCGUUAUUUUUUCCACCUCUGUCUUAGUUUUAUCACCGUAAUAUGCGAUUGUAAUGUAUUUCGAUCGGUAAAUAUGCUCGUGUUUGCAAAUUUGUUAAGUUGACGUGCCAUUGUGUUUACUUCCCUUGGGUGCGUACACAGUAAUAUUUUAUAAUGAGUAGUAUCCAGUUUCACAUGUUUGAUUAAGAAAUACCGUAAGCAAGUUAUAUGCAAACAUAUGACUUGAUCAUAUAUUUCGAAUUGUAAACUUGUUUUGUUUUCAGUGAAUAACUCCUGUCUUUCUUCCUAGUUUCAAUUCUUAGCAGUGAAACACGCUACCAUGUAGUUUUGCUAUCCCGAAAUUUCCCCUCUCUCUGAUUUGCCUAAGUUCUGUGUUUUCUGAAUUUAUAUUACUUGUUUUCCGGUUUAUUUAACUUCAAUGAAUGCCUCAUGUUCUUGGGUUUUUAUUCUUAACUGUAGAACACACAACGCUGUUGUAUUCAAAAUCCCGUCUACUAAUGAACUUUGUGUUCACGUUGUGAUAGCUUUCUCUACUGAAAGUGGACGGGAUAUUGCUUCACUUUUUAUUCAGUUUGAGUGGUUAGAUAUUCCUCCCGCACUCCUGUUCUCUGUACAGCCACACUUUCAUGUACCUGGCUAGAUUUACUCAUAAUAUUGACUUCGUUUUUUAGCUUGUUGAUGAUUGUGCUUAGAUGUUUCAACUUGUUACGAAUAAUCUCACUUUCUGUAAGGAUUUGUACUUUUUUUCUAAUAUCUUCCACAGCUGAGUUUUUUCGUAGCUACAGCAUGAAACAGUCAGUGCAAAUUAAAAAUAAAUCUUUGAAGUGCUCCCUUUUGUGCUUCUUUGAUUUCUUUUGAUCUCAUUUAAAUUUGAAUCUUUGUUGUCUUUAAAUUUAAUCUAAUCGUAUGCAAAUCUUGCAAUUAAUUCGUUUUUAAUGGCCUCUUCCCUAUUUAUGGGGCCAUAAUUAUACAAAUUGGCUUACUU
This is a messenger RNA of Schistosoma rodhaini, 2727 nucleotides long. Lineage: Eukaryota; Metazoa; Platyhelminthes; Trematoda; Strigeidida; Schistosomatidae. The record is from the annotation of a GenBank genome assembly.